UCGGGUUGGCAUGCCCAACAGCUGUUAGGCACUGAUAACAUUGAAAUAGACUCGCCGCUAAAUCGUUCAGUUAAAAAUUAAAACCUGUCAAGAUCAGCCAGUAUACCCAAAAAAUGCAACCUACCAAAUCGGAUUCGCGGCGCCGUCUAAACGCUGGCAGCUCCUCGCAACCAGCCCCGGACUAUAUCAAGGUGGUGGAGUCAGUGUCGGAGACGGAUGGAUUUAUCAAUGAGCAGUGGGUAGAACCAGCGCUCCCAAGGCCGGUACCCUGGAAAACCAUUGUCAUUAUCCUAACCCUGUUUUGUGGCGGCAUAACCUGCAUCACAUUUGCCACUCUGGAUUGGCUGACGGACACGGGAAGGGAGCGUUCGGAUCGGGUUUGGGCACUGACCAUUAUCGGGACUCUGACCAUUAUUCCUGGUGGUUACUACGUGUAUGUGCUAUCGUGCAUCCUCCUCAACCGUUCCGGAUUCACCAUGGACGACAUACGAAGACUCGGAUGAGAGAAGCUCAAUGAGAAUAUUUUACAUUUCGUCAAAUAGAGUUUAUUGCAUUUACACUACAAUUAUUCACACAUUUCAUUGGCAUAAUUUCUUUAGCAACAAUCUUAAUUUUUAGUUUAUAAUGAUACAUGUGUAUUGCCCCAGUAAUUGUUGUAUAUAAAAAUAUUUGUAAAUACGA
Messenger RNA from Drosophila ananassae, 681 nucleotides. Its product is annotated as transmembrane protein 230. Gene Ontology annotation, cellular component: endomembrane system. Bases 114 to 503 code for a protein of 129 amino acids. The transcript is spliced from 2 exons. NCBI's taxonomy places the organism in Eukaryota, Metazoa, Arthropoda, Insecta, Diptera, Drosophilidae. The record is from RefSeq and is a predicted model, not a curated record.